Molecule: messenger RNA, 1179 nt
Organism: Laccaria bicolor S238N-H82
Lineage: Eukaryota; Fungi; Basidiomycota; Agaricomycetes; Agaricales; Hydnangiaceae
Exons: 6
Coding region: 1-1179 (392 amino acids)
Source: RefSeq, a predicted model, not a curated record
AUGUGUUUUAGGCCAUUUCUGUCCAUUCCUGUGGAUUCCAGUGGAUUCCUGUGCCAUUCCUGCAGGAAUCAGUGGGGCAUGAUGAAGUACUGCUCGACAUCUCGAAAACUACCAUCCCUGCUGAUAAUGACAGCAGCAAAUACAAAUGAUGCCCCCACUUCCAAGAAGGUGUUUCUGAAACCAGUCUCUGAGUGGGCUGCAGCUGCACGGGCUGUUGCUAUCGCCAACAACUCCAAGCUUGGUUCCAGCGAGUCUGUCGGAGGUGCCACCACGAGCACUGCCCCUCGAAAACUAUCAUCCCCGCCAAGAAUGACAGCAGCGAAUACAAAUGAUGCCCCAACAUCCAAGAAGGUGGUUCUGAGACCACUCUCUGACGGCUUUGCAGUCCACCACCGCUCAAUCUCCACCAAACCAAAACCAUGCCCCAUCAAGAAGCCGACAGCCGUCAUUUGGGAUUCUGGUGAUCUCUUUCUCGUCAAGCCCUCUGCCAGCAUUGGGGUACCAGUGGCCAUACGGCGCUUACUACCCUCUGUAUGGCUAUCCACCACUGGCUGGGGCUACCAACCAUGGAGCCAAGACCACCCAGCUGGGACUGCUGCAUCUGGUUCAGACUUUCCCCCCUUCCCUCCCCCACAUCCCAGGCUUCCCUAUCCCCCGCCUCAUGGAUACUAUCCCCCUGGUGCCGUGGCGGCCUUGCGAAGCCAGCUAAUGCGGAGGCUGGUCCCUCAUGGCUGGUAUUGUUAUAUUACUGUAUUUAUUUGUUACUCUCUUGUUUUUUCCCUGUCCCUCCCUUCCCCUUCCUGCCCCCCUUCCUUUUCCUACCCCCCUUCCCUGUCCCUCCCCAUUUCCAUGUACCCCCAUUCCCUGUCCCUCCCUAUUUCCAUGUACCCCCAUUCCCUGUCCCUCCCCAUUUCCAUGUACCCCAUUUCCAUGUACCCCCUUCCUUUUCCCUCCCCCCUUUCCUGUCUGUCCCUCCCCAUUUCCUUGUCCUUACCCCCUUCCCCAUUUCAUGUCCCUGCCCCCUUCCUUUUCCCUGCCUCCUUCCCUGUCCCUCCCCAUUUCCUUAUACCCCCUUCCCUGUCCCUCCCCUGUCCCUCCCCAUUUCCUUGUCCCUACCCCCUUGUCCAUCCCCUCUUCCUUGUCCCCUUUGAUAUGCACUGUGUGAAUUCUAAACUCUGA